UGGCUGCCGCGGCAGCUGCGGGUGUUCGCCGCUCGGCAGCCUAGCCACACGGGCUCUGGCUCCUCCCAGUGGCCGGCCGGGGCGGAAGCAGGAGGCGGGGGCAGCGUGCGCGCUGCUGGUCUGCUCUCCCGCGGCGCUGGGGCCCGCGCUCCGCGGCUGCUGCUCUACUCGGCGCUUCGCAGGCAGCUAGCUGCUCUCCUCGCCUCUUGCCCGUCCGCUCCUCGACCAGGCCUUCUUCUUAGUCGUGGUCCGUGGCGUAGACCCUCGCGGCCCUCUCCCGCCCCGUCUCAUCUCUGGUCGCCGCCGCCGCGGCCCCAGCCCCGAUGGCUCUGUGCAACGGAGACUCCAAGCUGGAAAAUGCCGGAGGAGACCUUAAGGAUGGCCACCAGCACAGUGAAGGAGCCGUUGUCAUUCUGGAUGCAGGUGCUCAGUACGGAAAAGUCAUAGACCGAAGAGUGAGGGAACUGUUCGUGCAGUCUGAGAUCUUCCCCUUGGAAACACCAGCAUUUGCCAUAAAAGAGCAAGGAUUCCGUGCUAUUAUCAUCUCUGGAGGGCCUAAUUCUGUGUAUGCAGAAGAUGCUCCCUGGUUUGAUCCAGCAAUAUUCACGAUUGGCAAGCCUGUUCUUGGAAUUUGCUAUGGCAUGCAGAUGAUGAAUAAGGUAUUUGGAGGUACUGUGCACAAAAAAAGUGUUAGAGAAGAUGGAGUCUUCAGUAUUAGUGUGGAUAACACAUGUUCUUUAUUCAGGGGUCUUCAGAAAGAAGAAAUUGUUUUACUUACCCAUGGAGAUAGUGUAGACAAAGUAGCUGAUGGAUUCAAGGUUGUGGCACGUUCUGGGAACAUUGUAGCAGGUAUAGCAAAUGAAUCUAAAAAAUUAUAUGGAGCCCAGUUCCACCCUGAAGUUGGCCUUACAGAAAAUGGAAAAGUAAUACUGAAGAAUUUCCUCUACGAUAUAGCUGGGUGCAGUGGGACCUUCACUGUGCAGAACAGAGAAAUUGAGUGCAUUCGAGAGAUCAAAGAGAGAGUGGGCACAUCGAAAGUUUUGGUUUUACUCAGUGGUGGAGUAGACUCAACAGUUUGUACAGCUUUGUUAAAUCGUGCUUUGAACCAAGAUCAAGUCAUUGCUGUGCACAUUGAUAAUGGCUUUAUGAGAAAACGAGAAAGUCAGUCUGUUGAAGAGGGCCUCAAAAAGCUUGGAAUUCAAGUCAAAGUGAUAAAUGCUGCUCAUUCUUUCUACAAUGGAACAACAACUCUACCAAUAUCAGAUGAAGACAGAACUCCACGAAAGAGAAUUAGCAAAACGUUAAAUAUGACUACAAGUCCUGAGGAGAAAAGAAAAAUCAUUGGGGAUACUUUUGUUAAGAUUGCCAAUGAAGUAAUUGGAGAAAUGAACUUGAAACCAGAGGAGGUUUUCCUUGCCCAAGGUACUUUACGGCCUGAUCUAAUUGAAAGUGCAUCUCUUGUUGCAAGUGGCAAAGCUGAACUCAUCAAAACCCAUCACAAUGACACAGAACUUAUCAGAAAGUUGAGAGAGGAGGGAAAAGUAAUAGAACCUUUGAAAGAUUUUCAUAAGGAUGAAGUAAGAAUCUUAGGCAGAGAACUUGGACUUCCAGAAGAGUUAGUUUCCAGGCAUCCAUUUCCAGGUCCUGGACUGGCAAUCAGAGUGAUAUGUGCUGAAGAACCUUAUAUUUGUAAGGAUUUUCCUGAAACUAACAAUAUUUUGAAAAUAGUAGCUGAUUUUUCUGCAAGUGUUAAAAAGCCACAUACGCUAUUACAAAGAGUUAAAGCCUGCACGACAGAAGAGGAUCAGGAAAAGCUGAUGCAGAUUACAAGUCUGCAUUCACUGAAUGCCUUCCUGCUACCAAUUAAAACUGUGGGUGUGCAGGGUGACUGUCGUUCUUACAGUUACGUGUGUGGAAUCUCCAGUAAGGAUGAGCCUGACUGGGAAUCUCUUAUUUUCCUGGCUAGACUUAUACCUCGUAUGUGUCACAACAUUAACAGAGUUGUUUAUAUAUUUGGCCCACCAGUUAAAGAACCUCCUACAGAUGUUACUCCCACUUUCUUGACCACAGGGGUGCUCAGUACUUUACGCCAAGCUGAUUUUGAGGCCCAUAACAUUCUCAGGGAGUCUGGGUAUGCUGGGAAAAUCAGCCAGAUGCCGGUGAUUUUGACACCUUUGCAUUUCGAUCGGGACCCACUUCAGAAGCAGCCUUCUUGCCAGAGAUCCGUGGUUAUUCGAACCUUUAUUACUAGCGAUUUCAUGACUGGUAUACCUGCAACCCCUGGCAGUGAGAUCCCCAUAGAGGUGGUGUUAAAGAUGGUCACUGAGAUUAAGAAGAUUCCUGGUAUUUCUCGAAUUAUGUAUGACUUAACAUCAAAGCCCCCAGGAACUACUGAGUGGGAGUAAUAAACUUCUUGUUCUACUAAAGUUCCGUGUGCAGUUUAAAUUGUUUAGAAACCAUUCCCAGUAUUGAACGCAGUACUGUUAAAAGUGUUACUGGAGCAACCACAUCACAUCUGAAUUCUCUGCAGCAAAAGUCUACGGCUUAAGAGCUGAGCUGGGGAUAACUAAAAGGGACUGAAGAGUUUGUACGGGUAUAAUCAAAGCACCAUUGCCUACACUCAGACAGACUGACACUGCUUUUGCCUUUACCUCUGUCUCACUUGUUCUUUAUGUAUAAAUUCACUGUUUCUAUUGAUGUGUCUGCAAUCAAAGAUGUAUGGAAGUGGGUGAAUUUGGGGGCUGGUAGUAGACUUCUGUCCCCUUGCCAGUUUCUAAGAGAUGUUAGAAACACCAUUAUUUACCAAUGUGACUUAGUAUGUAUACCUUUUGGCGAAACUGAAUUUCCCUGUAAGUAACUUUAUUCCUCCACAAAGGGGUCAACAUAUCAGAUAAAGAUAUGGGUGGGCUGUCCCACCCACUUUUGCAGGACACUGGGACCAUAAAAUGGUAAGCUACCUUAAGAUGGAAAAGCACCAGGAAUUUGUUGAAGGACUUUGGGUUUUAUGUCAUUGCAGUCAUGGGAGGAAGGAACUGUGUAUGGUUGCCAUUUAAAAUGUUUUCACAUCAUGCUCCAUGUUGCGCUCUGUCAACCUGUUCAUUAGUAAGGAGCUUUAUCCUCCUAGUCUUAUGUUGCAAGCUCGCAUAGCCUUGUAGAGGAAGGAAUUUUCUGUUCUGUCCACAGAAGAGACUGUCUUUGGGUCUAGUGUAAAGUUCGAGCAUUUUUAUCUUGUUCGGCCAGAGUGAAGCUCUGAGAUCACAGAAACCAUCAUGCAUGCCCGCAGCUUACAGAUGCAUGCCUGCGGUUUACAUAAUCUAGUAAAGAGCUGUAAAAUGAACUCUCGGUGUAAUCUAUAGAUAUUUUUUUUAAUGCACUGCUCAGAAGAUUGUGACCUGUCUUGGCCCAUGCCAAGUAUUGCCAAACUUUGUACUCCUUUCUACCAGCUGUAAGAGAACAUUCAAGAACUGGUAUAGGACUUUUUGCCAUUGCCACCAGUUUCUAACAGAUGCUUUUAUAACAUUCAUAUAUGCACUAUAAAAAUAGACAGUACUAGAUUUGAAUUUUACAACCAUUUCUCUCUCAAUAUUUUAGUUGAUGUUACUGUUUUAAAAUGUUACCUUGUAUUUUCUCAUACGAAUUCCAUCUCAAGUUGCUGCCUCUUAUGUAGUCUUUAAGAUUUUCUGUAUUAAUCAGCUAUACAAAUUUGUUUGGAAUCAAUCCACUGUUAGAUAAAUAAUAAAAUUACGCAUGGCAGAAGUCUUCCUUUCAUUCUGGUUGGUCCAGGGUAUAAGAAAACUAUGUCCCUGGACCAGCAAGGGAAGAGCUUCUGACUGUUGUAACUUAUCUGUAUCUGAGAGAUAGCAGUAUUUGACUUCUACAAAACUUGAAGGGUUCAUUUCUCUGUCCUAACAAUGAGGUACUCAUAAUGGCCUUUUACAGAGAGGGUAUACUAGCGGCCUGGCCUUAACAGAUUUGAAGGUAUGUUAUUUUAGAGCUGAAAUAGACAGUAUAUAAAAGGCUUGUAAACCUUUGUGUUUAUGUGACAAAAGAAUUCCUCUUCUAGCAAAAGUGUCUUAUAAUUUUGUAUUCAGACAAGUAAUAGGAAUCUAGGAAGACUUUUUCCCUAAAGUAUGUUCUGUGGAACACUGUUCACUUGAAUGAACGAUGAAUAUUGAGCACCCUUCACUCAACACUGUUCCACAGAGAUAAAGGGGUAGGUGGUCGCGUAUAAUUUUGGGACGUGCUGCUCACUUGUCCUUUCAUCUUGGAGAUUUAUGGGAUGCAUUAUUUUCAAAGUUCUUAAGAAAUCUUGAAGUUAGAAACAGUUGUUGCUUUUUAUAACCUAAUUAUUCCUGAUAUUUGUUCACUAAACCCCCUUUUAUAUAAUCCUUCUUAAUAAUAAAAUUGGAAAAAUUGCUCCUC
Molecule: messenger RNA, 4422 nt
Organism: Capra hircus (goat)
Lineage: Eukaryota; Metazoa; Chordata; Mammalia; Artiodactyla; Bovidae
Gene: GMPS
Product: guanine monophosphate synthase
Exons: 16
Coding region: 324-2405 (693 amino acids)
Biological process (GO): GMP biosynthetic process
Cellular component (GO): cytosol
Molecular function (GO): GMP synthase (glutamine-hydrolyzing) activity; ATP binding; GMP synthase activity
Source: RefSeq, a predicted model, not a curated record